CACAUUUCUUUAGGCGACAAUUUUUUCAAAAGUGCAAGCUACACCAUAGAGGCUCUUUGUGCUUCACAGUUUACAGCGGAGAAGGAGAAUCUUAGAGCUGUGGAAACUCAGAUUUUGUCUAAGAGGGUGGAACUCUCAAAGUUUGAAACUGAAUACAGAGAGGUCCUCCAACAGUUUACAGAGAUGACCAGUAGAUACGCACAAGAAAUGCGAGCAAUUGAUGAACUUCUCAAGCAAAGGAAUGAAAUUCAUGCUUCUUACGCAGUUGCUCCUCCAAUGAAAAGGAGUGGUAGUAGAAGCAAGAAUAGAAGUGCAUCCAAGGAUGCCAAAGAUGAUGACCAAGUAAGAGAGAAGAAAUCUUCAACAAGAGAUAGGCCAAAGAAGAAAAAAUGGUAUAAUAUUCACUUAAAGGUGGAUAAGAGGAAACCUUGCUAAAGCCGGAGUUUAGUCUCUUCGAAAAAUUAUGGGGAAUCUUAAACUGUAUAUGAUUGGCGUAGCGUCUGCUAAGCUCAUGUGUUGCUUCACGAUCCAUGUAAGCAAAAACUAUUGGAUAUGUGAAGUGAUUCCUGCAGCAGGCCAUAAUUUUAAAUAAAACCAAACACUGGUCCUGGCAGAAUGGCAGGCAGCCUGUAAAGUAAUCGCGUAACUCAUUGUUAUUGUAAAUUUUUUUCCUCUUUUUCAUUUGCAUUCGUCGUUCUGUUGUUCUUUUCUCAGUAAUUUUCAGGCAUCAUAGCUGUAAAGUACAUAUUCUAUUGAUGGAGUUCUCUCUCAACCUUUGCUUGGGGUGUGCUUUGUGGGAUAGACCAUAUUUUUGCUGCCCACAGGAAUCUAGGGGAUAUAUUGGCUAUUAAUGAGGCAUACUAAUCUAGAAUAAAACUAUUUUAGUCCUUUAAUAUUGGCAACGAGAUUCUUGGUAGCAGAAAUUUCUUGUUUAUAUCCUUGUAUAGGUUUUGAGGUUCGUAAAUCCGAGGGAUAAUUGCUGUAAUUUUGUCCUUGCAAAUUAUGAGCUAGUAGUAGCGUUGAGAGGAAGGUUAGGUGUUUCUUUUUUGAGCCUCGGAUAAGUGACAAGUUGUUUGAAUGGCUGGAUUUUAAGCUGCAUCCAUGCUUUCCUGUAGCCAAUCGGUUAAUCCUAAAUGUUGCCUUGUGUGGUUUUUUAGUUUCA
Camellia sinensis is the source of this 1162-nucleotide messenger RNA. NCBI's taxonomy places the organism in Eukaryota, Viridiplantae, Streptophyta, Magnoliopsida, Ericales, Theaceae. The record is from RefSeq and is a predicted model, not a curated record.